ACAGAUAACAGCACUAGUAGUACUGUUUAUCAAGGUCACUGAAGGGUCUGCGUCUCGAACUAGUCAUCUCCUGAUUACCCAACAGCCGCUUUCACACCAGUACAAUGCGCUGUUAAGAAAUAUUGCGGGAAUCAGACUCACAAAGGCAGAGAAAUACAGUAUAAUUAAAAGUGUAGUAGUAGUGUGAACAGUUCCGCAGUCAAACAAUUCAGAAUUUGACCAAAGAAUCACGUCUGAAAUGCCCUCCAUUCCAAAUGCCAUGACCGAAAGGUGUUAUUUAACUACUUAAAUCAUGGUCAUUCAGCAGCGCUGAUGUCUCACAUCCUUGAUCAUGUUGAGAUGACAAGAGGAUUUCCCUAAUGUUGGCCUCCUUCCACACUGUUCAGCCACCCUUAAUUCUCACGAAAGUUAAUUUAGGAAAGGACCAGAAGGUAAAACUUGCCCUUUCGCUGUGGGUUUAAUCUAAUUUUGAUAAGCGUUCUGAUCUGAUAUUCAAUCGCACUGUUGCCACAAAUAAACACACAGGUGGAAAGUGAACACUCACUGACCAGGGAGGUCAAAGGCAAACUGGAAGGGUAUUUGGUGGUCUUGGUGGGUAAUGACCUCUUUCAAAGUGAAGACAAGGUUUUCAAGGUGUCUUUUGUGGCUUCAGUUGAGGUAAUCCUAGAUCAUGACAAUUCAGACAGAUCCGGAUCACAACACAAUAAAGACUAUUAGACAGACUAUAUAUACUGUACACUCCCCUCUAAAUUGCUUUAAAUUCCUUCAGUUCGACAUCCAAAGAUGAGACGAGAUAAACAUUUUAUCCUUGAUUUCCAGGUAUUUACAUCUGGAUCAAAUGCCUAUUUUUGAAGAUAGUAACUUUUGUCUAAAUUCACUCGUUUUUCAUGAGAGAAAUGUAUUGGACGGACAGGAGUGUUUUGUUGCCGUGAUUAUUCGAACAAUAAAUUGUGCCUAAUGUCAACACUCCAUUUCUGAUUUGGGUUUUGUCUGUGAAGACGACGUUUUUACUAGUUUAGAGAGCUGUCAACGAGUUAAAAACAAGUAAUUGUGAAGCUGAGAGAAGAUUAUUUUAGAGUGGGCUUAAGCUCCGUAUCAAUUGGUCUUGGACACACUGUAUGUCAUACAGUCUACAUUUCUAGUGGAGAGUCUCUUGUGUGGUCACCUUUGAAUUAAAGGUGACAAGGUGCUGAAACAAGAUGCAGUUGCCUUCUAUCAACCUUUGUGGAUGACCACGACCUAAAGAACUGAGAUCUUUCUUGGCAUGUUGCAUUGUGAUGACAAACUGCCGACUCAUGAUGAGGGCAUGCUGUUUGGGCCGCCCAGUGGCGAACCUCUCCGUAUGACCAAGGACCUAAUAGGGUUAGAGUGUCCUGAAGUUUGCGCUCUGCCUGCACUGUCAAUGAUGUGGGGCCGUUCGAUCAUCCUGGAGCUUGCUGGCCACACUGCCAUGGGGUUUUAGCCUCUUUGGCAUUUUCCUCCAAAAACGGACUGAAUCCUCACAGCUAAAUUUGUAGCUAGAGUCUUUGAAUGUAGCCCUAAGCCCCCUAAAAGCAUCAAUCUUGACCACCACCGACAAGACUCUUCCAGACGAAGACUCUUCUUCCUUGGUCCGAGUCGGAUGAUGGGCAACCACGGUUCCAGCCUGGACGACAUCCUCGCUGAGGACAUGCACCACUGGUACAACAAGUUCAUGCGCGAGUCGCCGUCGGGUCUCAUCACGCUGUUCGAGCUGAAGACCAUCCUGGGCCUGAAGGGCAUGACCGAGGAUGCCAACAGCUACGUGGACCAGGUCUUCCUCACCUUCGACAUGGAUGGGGAUGGUUAUAUCGACUUUGUGGAAUACAUCGCCGCCAUCAGUCUAAUGCUGAAGGGGGAAAUCAACCAGAAGCUGAAGUGGUACUUCAAACUCUUUGACCAGGAUGGAAACGGAAAGAUCGACAAGGAGGAGUUGGAGACUAUCUUCUCGGCCAUCCAGGACAUCACACGAAACAGAGAUAUCGACCCUGAAGAGAUCGUCACUCUCAUAUUCGAAAGAAUCGACGUGAAAGGAGACGGUGAGCUGACCCUGGAGGAGUUCAUCGAGGGUGCCAAAGACCACGACGACAUCAUGGACAUGCUUAAGAAUCUGAUGGACUUGACGCCGGUGUUGGUCAUUAUUGUGGAGGGUCGCAGGUAAUGAGGGUCAAGCUGACCGGAAAACAAAACAAAAACUGUUUAAAAAAAAAAAAAAAGAACCUGCUUCAACCCCCAGAGAUUAGUCAGUGACGGAUCGUCGUCUCCGGCGAUCAGGUGGGCAGAAAAACUCCAAACCAGAAAAAUUGGGACUUGCCUGUAUACUGUAAAAGUAUAACACAUAGCUUUGAUUAUGCAUCUUUGACUAAAUUCAAUAUUAUAAAAAAGUUAAUGGCAAAGUGUAUUACUUUGUCUUAUAUAGUUAACUAUUGUGCCUAACACUAUAAGCUCUGUUCAUAAUAUUAACAUAGGCUACUUUAGGUCGUCAAUAAUCUAUCAAAUCUAAAUUAAUUUGGUCAUUUAUGCUGACUCACAACAUUUUUAUCUCUGCUGUCAUGUAUAUUUAGUGACACUAUUCCGCAGUGCAUGUUGUGGUACUGCUGUGGCUCCGCUGGUUUUUGCUCUGAUCCUCUAGAGCAGAUUGGCUUGUAAUGGAGAACCACAUGAAGCUCCUUUCAACAAAGACCAGUAGUCCUGUCCAAUGGGAAUCAUUUUCAAUGAAAGCUUAAGCCAACAAGUGUCUAGAUGUUUGAUGUGAAAACAAAAUGUUUAAAGGAGGGACUAGUUUGAAAACUUUGUAUUUUUAUACUGUGUUUGUAAUAAGAUCAAGAGCCUAACGUACAUUAAAUUCUAAACUUACUAUUGUGCUCCAGAGGAAAUGAGUAGAAAUUAAUAAUUACCUGCUAGCUGACAGCUGAGCUUGCUAGCAAUAGUGCUAACGUUAUUGUUCAUUUGAUUAGAAAUCACUGCUCAACUUGUAACUAACAGUUGGAUUCAGUUCAAAAUGUGUUAAAUUGGUUACAAUGACUGCUAAAUGACAGGUGAGCUGGUUAUAAUUCAUGCUAAACUAGACUACCUAAAUCAUACUACCUAAACCUGUGCUAACCUAGUAACUGAUACCCAAACUUGUUAGCAUCGGUGCUAAAAUGCUACUUGCUUGGUUAGUGAUUACUUACAGUAUAAACUUAUGAUAGUUUAAAUGGUUCAAAUAACUUCUGACAAUUUAUCUGGUUUUAACUAAUUCUAUUUCAUUAUCUAAGUGGGAAAACCCUGUGGUAAACCCAGUAACUGAUGGCCUAACUUGUUAGCAUCAGCACUAAGAUUCAAAUUCAUUGCUUAAAAGAUGAGAAAUCACUGAUAAACUUAUGAUAGUUGAACUGCUUAAAAUCACUGCUAACUGACAAUUUAACUGGUUUCAACCAAUGCUAACCUGCGAUCCAAGUGGGAAAACUGCUCACCUGGUAACUUAUAGCUGAACUCUGAAUACAGAGUCCUCUAGCACUUAAAGCAGUUUGAAUGACUAAUAUAGCAAUAGUCCGGUGCAAUGACCAUUGUGCAAAGGGCGCCGAGACUUCAAGGAGUGUAUGCAAGUUUAAAGUGACUAGUAGCGCGAUAAUCUGGGACAAUGUUGAUUGUGCAAAUGUUGCAGAUACUCCUCAGUCAGUGUGCAAGUGGUGCAGAUGCUACUCUGGCAUGAGUGGCCAGUAUUGGUCAACAGAUAUGCAAAUAGUGCAGCAUGGCGAGACUACUACAGUGAGUGCACGAGUAGUAUAUAAUUGGCCCGACAGAAAUGUGAGAACAAACUCAAGACAAAAAAAAUGGCAGCAUGUUGCAAUGGAAAGAGGGAAGAAGCUGUUGGAAUGUCUGCUAGUUCUAGUUUGCAUUGAUCAGUAGCACCUACCUGAGGGAAGGAGCUGGAAGAGCUGGUUACCGGGAUGCGGAGGCUCCAAGAGGAUUUUGCAUGCUCUUGUCUUAGUUCUGGCAGCGUGGGUAGGGGGUACUUGCUUACACUGUUUAGAAUCAGUGCUAAACUUGUAUCGCAUAGUUGAACUGGUUAAAAUCACUGAUAACUUACAGUUGAAGUGGUUAUAACCAAUACUAACUCACUAUCAAAGUGGGAAAAAUGACUAAUCUGGUAACUGACCGCCACACGUUUUAGCAUCAGUGCUAAACUAGGUAGCUGCAAGUGGUAAUGUAAGCGCUAAUCUGUUAAGUAGUUACUUAAAUUGGUUAGAAUCAGUGCUAAACAUCUAACCUAAAGUAUAACUGGUUACACUCACUGCUAACUGACAAUUGAACUGAUUAUAACCAAUGGUAACCUACAAAGUGUGGAAAAAUCUGUGCUAAACUGAUGACUGACAGUCAAACGUUUUAGCAUCAGUGCUAAGAUACUAAUCAAUAACAAAUUUGGUUAAAAUCGCAAUUCUAACAAAUAGUUUACUGAUUGAAAUAAGUGUAUACUUGGGAAUUAAUCUCUGACCUGGUUGAAUUCAGUGCAAACCGGCUCACUAAUAGCUGAAGUGGUUUGCAAUGAGUACUAACGUGGACAGCCGAACUUGUUAGCAUCUGUGCUCAGCUGGUAACAUGCUUAGUUACUGAUUAUCAAACAGGCUAGUGUCUGCGCUAACAUUUUUGUGCAAUAGAUUUUUUACAGUGAGUCCCCUUAAGUUCAUUGUAACUAAUCAAGUUGUGUGUUGCCUUAUCAAUAAAAAAAAGUGUUUUCAA
Messenger RNA from Phyllopteryx taeniolatus (common seadragon), 4740 nucleotides. It is a transcript of the gene guca1d, whose product is annotated as guanylate cyclase activator 1d. The record is from RefSeq and is a predicted model, not a curated record. NCBI's taxonomy places the organism in Eukaryota, Metazoa, Chordata, Actinopteri, Syngnathiformes, Syngnathidae. The transcript is spliced from 5 exons. Gene Ontology annotation, molecular function: calcium sensitive guanylate cyclase activator activity; calcium ion binding. Bases 1622 to 2179 code for a protein of 185 amino acids.